Messenger RNA from Rubroshorea leprosula, 1467 nucleotides. Lineage: Eukaryota; Viridiplantae; Streptophyta; Magnoliopsida; Malvales; Dipterocarpaceae. The record is from the annotation of a GenBank genome assembly.
AGGUGCAGACUGAGACCUGAGGUUAGAAUCCCUCACCUAAGUUGAGAAAAACAAACAAUCCAAUCAACACCCACAUAAAAAGACUCUUUCUUUUUCUUUCUUUCAUUUUCUCUCAAUUUCUCUGUGUCAACUGUCAAGGGUUUUCUUGUUUUAUUUUGUUUUUCUUUACAGGAAUCCAUCUUUCCCCCUCUGAUUUUCACAAAUUUGGUCACAUGUAGAGUCCUGACUCACAAAAGAAACACAACCCUUUGUUCUCAAGAAGAAGAAAUCAUAGAUAAACAAACAGAAAAAAGAAGCACACAUUUAUAUAUAUCCAUAUUAGAGUAUAGAUCAUAAAAGGGUAUAAUUAUUAUUACUUUUUUAGUAGGGAUUAUGGGGAGGGGAAGAGUGGAGCUGAAGAGGAUAGAGAACAAGAUAAACAGGCAGGUGACAUUUGCAAAGAGAAGGAAUGGGUUGCUGAAGAAAGCUUAUGAGCUCUCUGUGUUGUGUGAUGCUGAGGUUGCUCUCAUUAUCUUCUCCAGCCGUGGGAAGCUCUAUGAAUUUUGCAGCAGCCCUAGCAUGCUCAAGACCCUUGAGAGAUAUCAGAAAUGCAGCUAUAGUACAGUGGAAGUUAACAAACCAGCCAAGGAGCUUGAGAGCAGCUACAGGGAAUACCUUAAACUGAAAGCUAGGUACGAGACCCUACAGCGAACCCAAAGAAAUCUUCUUGGAGAGGACUUGGGUCCUUUGAACACAAAGGAGCUUGAGCAGCUUGAACGUCAACUAGAGACAUCCUUGAAGCAAGUCCGCUCCACCAAGACUCAAUAUAUGCUUGACCAGCUUUCUGACCUUCAAAAUAAGGAACAUAUGUUGCUGGAAGCUAACAGAGCCUUGACAAUAAAGCUGGAUGAAGUAAGUGCAAGAAACCCGCUUCGAGCAUCAUGGGAUGCUGGUGAUCAAAAUGUAUCAUACAAUAACCAGCAGGUUCAAUCUCAGGGCUUAUUUCAACGGCUGGAAUUGAAUCCCACUUUGCAGAUAGGAUACAAUCCUGUUGGUUCAGACCAGAUGGCCGCAACCACUUCUCAUGCUCAACAGGUCAAUGGCUUCAUCCCUGGUUGGAUGCUUUGAGUUUUGCAUAAACUCUACGCAGCGCCAUUCCUGGUCAUAAAAAUACUAUCCUUACUAGCUAAAAAUGCUUCUUGAUGUUGGCAAUAUGUAAAUUGGUUUCAAGAGCAUUGACAUAAAAACAGCAGUGACUGAUCUGGACAUACUACGUACAUGAAACCUUGAGCCACAGACAGAAGGCAUGUAGCCCCAUUUUAUGCUUUUGUGUGUUGAAGAACCUAAGACUUUUUAUUUACAAUCCCUUUGUUUGGACUUCUCUUUCUUUUCAAUUUCCAUCUUCUGCUAGUUUGUAUGCAUAUAAUAUUUUGGGUGAAGUUUUCUAGGUUGUGAUAAUGCAAUGUUAAAUUAAUACUUUCUAGAUUU